This is a messenger RNA of Protomyces lactucae-debilis, 750 nucleotides long. RefSeq names its product ATPase, V0 complex, subunit E1/e2. The record is from RefSeq and is a predicted model, not a curated record. Gene Ontology annotation, biological process: vacuolar acidification; proton transmembrane transport. The transcript is spliced from 3 exons. The coding region runs from base 104 to 325 and encodes 73 amino acids. Gene Ontology annotation, cellular component: vacuolar proton-transporting V-type ATPase, V0 domain. NCBI's taxonomy places the organism in Eukaryota, Fungi, Ascomycota, Taphrinomycetes, Taphrinales, Protomycetaceae. Gene Ontology annotation, molecular function: proton-transporting ATPase activity, rotational mechanism.
AACUCACACAUGCAACCCGACGUCAACCACACUCGCCGACACAUCUUGCCUGAGUGCUGCUCUCCUUCCUGUCGGUUCCCGGGGUGUGUACUGUCAGGUUGCCAUGUCUGGUCUGACUGUUCUUCUCGUCGCAGCGGUCAUCGCAGCACUCUGUGCAGUCUGCUAUGUCUUUAGCCCGAAAGGCGACAAUCAAACUGUCUGGCGCAUGACUUCUAUAUUGACGCUGGUAUCAAUGUAUCUCAUGUGGAUGCUCACAUACAUGGCACAAUUGCAUCCACUUGUCGCGCCACGAAAGGCGAAUGAGCACUAUCAAAAGAGCAGUUGAUGAAGCGAUGGCAAUGUCAUGAAAUGAUGUCGAUACAGAGAUGAAGGAGCUAUGCGAAAUAUGGCUGGGAACCAAGGCGAGUCACACGCAACAGAAGCGCACAGGCAGCAAGCCUCACAAGUGUACUCAAGACUGCAAUGACGGUAGCUGUCAAGACGCCGCAUUCUAGUAGUAUCCGAAGUGCUUCAAUAUUGUAGGCGACCAUGGCACAUUCGACAAGUGCCUCUGCGGUGCGGGAGUCAUAAUUCCAAAUGACCAUAAGGACAGGUAGGAGCUUGACGCAACUACUGAGGAACAAGGCAGUACUGACCAUGUGAGGCUUUCGCCAAUUACACAGUACGCGUGCCAGGCUAAUGGCUGCAACAUGCAGUGCCAGUGUGGAGAGGAGCACAUAGACGAAGAAGUAGCCAUACUGGACCAUCAAC